AUAUAUCUUGCCAUAUAUAUAUAUAUACGGGGGAAAGAUGUCGUCUUCCUCAUUAAACACAUACGUUGAUAAAUUGAAUAUUACAUUUGAUUGUAAACAAGGAGCUGUACGUAAUGUCAGAUUUAACUCUGACGGAGAAUAUUGCAUAAGCUGCGGUAGUGACAAGACUUUAAAACUGUGGAACCCCUACCGACAGUUACAUCUGAAGACAUAUUCUGGCCAUGGUUAUGAAGUCCUUGAUGCCCACUCAGCCUGCGACAAUGCCACACUCUGUUCUGGUGGUAUGGAUAAAUCGGUGAUCCUUUGGGAUGUGGCAACAGGGCAAAUGAAGAGGAAGUACAGAGGACAUGCAGGUACUGUUAGCUGUGUAAAGUUCAAUGAGGAGUCAACAGUUAUUUUAUCUGGUUCCGUCGAUGGAACCAUUCUCUGCUGGGAUUGUCGCAGCCGAAAGUCAGAACCUAUCCAGAAACUGAAAGAGGCCAAAGACAGCAUCACAUCACUGCAAGUAUCGGACCAUGAGAUUCUCUCUGGAUCGGCCGAUUCUUACAUCAGACGCUAUGACUUGCGGAUUGGCCGACUCACCUGUGACUACGUUGGAAAAACAAUCACCUGUGUGACCUUCACGAAAGACAACCAGUGUGUCCUUGCAAGUUCCCUUGAUGGUCUUUUACGACUCUUUGAUAAACAGACAGGAGAAUUAUUAAAUGAUUGUCACCAGGCUGAGACGAAAGCCAAGCUGGAGCAUCCUGAGCGAAGACCUGUACACUCACUCAGUCACCAUCCAACUGAUGCUGUCCUCCUCACGGCAUCAGGAAGCAAGAUGUACAUGUGGACAUCACGUUACCGCAACAAGGAUGAUUGAUCCUAAUAACCCUGUCCCCUUACCACCACCACCACCACCACUGCCACCCCUUCCUGCGUAGAUCCUAUUCCCACUCCCCCCUCAGUCUCCUCUUUCCUCUUCUUCUCCUUUGCAUUCUCUUAUCUCUCCCUUGUCUUUUUACCUCUUCAUUGUCUUCAGUCUUUAAAUUCUCCUCCUCCUCCUCUUUGCUCUUUUCCCUCACAUCCUCCUCCUCCUUUGGUCCCCUCUAUUCCCUUCUUCUACUUCUUCUGCUUCUGCUUCUUCUUCUUUUUCUUCUUCUUCAUCUUCUACAUCAUUUUCUACUUCUCCUCCCCGUCCUCUUCUUCUUCAUCCUCCUCUCCUCCAACUUCAUCUUCUUCGUUGUUCUCCCGUCCCCUCCUCCCCUGCUCCUCGUCCCACUCCACCUACGUCUUCAUUCUCUUCUCCUCCUCCUCCACCUUUUUCUUCUUCUCGUUCUCCUCCUCCUACUCCUUCUUGUUCUUCUUCUACUCCUCCUUUUCCUCCUCCUCCUCCUUCUUUUCCUCCUCCUUCUCCUUCUUUUACUUCUCCUCCUCCACCUACUCCUCAACUGCCUCCUUCUCCUUCUUCCUGCCGAGGUUCAUCUAUGGCCUCACGCAGGUGAUGCCAGCAAGAGGAAUUCUUGAGAGCCUUGACAUGGCCAUCCAGGUAGGAGUUAGGAGGAUACUUUAUCUCCCUAUAAUGACGUCAAAUUUCUUCCUGUAUUGCAGCCGGCGAGAUGGCGGUUUGAGUCUUCACUAAAUAGUGAGGAUGAUACCCAAGAAUGUCAUGCGCCUGCUGACAUCCGAGUAUGUCUCCAUUAAAAAGAUUGCUGAUUCAUCAGGGCUCACCGACCUGAAUCAGCUAUGAUUUACCUUUGAUAAGUCCAGGUGCUACUGAAUACGACCCUGACAUCUGGCUGGUGCACUCCCACAAAUGGGCGGCCCAACCAGUGCAUGGUGUGUGCAGCGGUAUUUCGGGGGGAUUUAAUUGAUAAUAUCUGGCUUAGUAGAGCGGGUGGGAUAACAGAGGUGUGUCUCUUGGGAUUACUCAAGAUGCGCUCCAGUGUUUUUUCCACCUUGACGUGAGGAGGUCGUGGGGUCUCCACGUGUCCAAUGAGUAGAGUAGGGGCGGAGACCAUCUCGCAUGUCAGUGUAGUCUGUGCUGCAGUUAAGAAGCUUACACUUGCCAGACACGACAAAUUAUGUACUCUGGUAACACGUGAAGCGAUAACUCAUGGUUGGAGGCUUAGUGUGGAGCCCUUCUAUAGGUUACACGGCUCCAGACUAAUCAUAGACCUAGUAUUUAACAGUCCUGCAAAGGUGGUAGUCGUCGAGGUGACCGUUCGUUUCGAACAGGGAGCUGCCUUGCAAGAGGCAGCUCUUGAGAAAGUGCGCAAAUAUCGGCCACUCAUUCCUCUUCUAAUGGAAGAGUUUGGGCGGCCGGUGGAUGUGUACAGUGUCCCUGUUGGUGCAUGGUGUUCGUCUGCGAACGAAGCACUGGACGCCCGGGGCAUCAGAAUCGGCAACUACUUAACAGUACUGCUAUGUUAAGCACUUAUAAUAUGCUGAGGAAUUAGCACUCAGCAUACAGAUCCAUCGGGCUGGAUCUGGGUGCAUCAAAAUCUACUGCAAAGGUAUGGCACCGACAACAGGUAAAAUACCGGGUUGAAUAUUCUAGUGGUUCACCCUUGUUCCCUUCUGGGGCAGUGGCGAUCACGUCUAAUACAAAAAAGGAUGUCUCCGUUCAUGAGCGUCGCUGAUGACGAGGCAUUGUGGGGCCCAGUGGGUGCAGAUGAUACCCAUGCUGCUAAAAAAGAUGGUAAUCCUGAGUUUUUGUUUUUCUGGCCGCUUGUACCAGCGAAAAACAGAAGCCCGGCCCAUACAAGUUAAUCCAGAAGCAGUUUGGAACAUUGCAUAAGUUUCCGAAGCAUUUUUACUUUGUUUAACAGAAAACUUUAUUAUUACAUAGUGAGCUUCCAAAUUGUUUUCACGUCCUGACUGCAUUUUGCAAAAUAAUCUGCUGCGACAAGCAGUGUUUAGUAAGAUGUGUUGAAAGUGCUGUUACAGCCGUCUCCUUCAAUCUGCAAUGCAAACGUUGAAAGCUCAGUUUAUUGAUGUAUAGUAAUUAUGUACUACCAUUAGAAUAAUCUUGGACAGUUAUAACUGCCUCUCCUAAAAAGUCUCAGAGCGUCUGCAAUGCCCCUCGUAUACGAAACAACAAAUGAAUGUUGACGUCUGGAAAAAAUUUAACCAUACGUGUUAUCAAUCAGGGAUGACCUGGGCUAAACACUCUCGACAACGACAAUACAGCAAUUAUUUUCACUAAGCACUGCCCUCGACCAUAAUGUAGCAGUUUACACUACAGUCGUCAAAGUUGUGAUAAACUAGACUAAUAACGACUUCUAGAGACACCGUAUUUCAGUAUGCAGCUACGAAGUAUAAUAAAUGCUUUAUAAGACAACACUGUGUGCUACUAUGUUAGCAGUGAUAUUAAAUCAAUUGUAAAAGCUAUCUCUACAGAUUUUCUUCAGGAAUUAUAGCCAGCGCUGACUUGUUCGGGGUACUCGAAUAUGAAAUGUCGUUACAAAUCAGUACUGGCUAUAAUUUGUAUUCAAAAUCUGUAGAGUUGACCUUAACAAGUGAUUCAAUAGCACUGCUAACAUGGUAGGACACAGUAUUGACUUCUAAAAUGUUUCAUAUACUUUGUAGUGUAUGAUGGUUGCAUAACAUACAAAUAACAAUCUCUCAACUGAAGUCACUGUAACUUCUUACCAAGGUUGAUAAAUUGAUAUGCCUAAUACCUGGCUCUUGUGUCACUAGUGUAAAUGCUGACAGCCUUAAUGUAAAAAAACCAUUCUGCACACUUAGAAUAGGAUAAGUCCACCUCCAGACUUCUAUAGUAGGAUAUACAUUGGAGAGAGAGAGAGAGGGAGAGGAAG
This is a messenger RNA of Octopus bimaculoides (California two-spot octopus), 3800 nucleotides long. Its product is annotated as WD repeat domain-containing protein 83. The record is from RefSeq and is a predicted model, not a curated record. Lineage: Eukaryota; Metazoa; Mollusca; Cephalopoda; Octopoda; Octopodidae. Gene Ontology annotation, molecular function: protein binding. Gene Ontology annotation, biological process: mRNA splicing, via spliceosome. Gene Ontology annotation, cellular component: catalytic step 2 spliceosome.